This is a messenger RNA of Hydractinia symbiolongicarpus, 2038 nucleotides long. Its product is annotated as negative elongation factor D-like. NCBI's taxonomy places the organism in Eukaryota, Metazoa, Cnidaria, Hydrozoa, Anthoathecata, Hydractiniidae. The transcript is spliced from 16 exons. Gene Ontology annotation, molecular function: RNA binding. Gene Ontology annotation, biological process: negative regulation of transcription elongation by RNA polymerase II. The record is from RefSeq and is a predicted model, not a curated record. Bases 91 to 1848 code for a protein of 585 amino acids. Gene Ontology annotation, cellular component: nucleus; NELF complex.
UAAACAACUUCUAUUCCAGUAAAUGUAAAUAGACAAAAGGAGAAAUGAGAAAUUAAAUUUUGAAGCACGACAACAAAAUAGAAGUUAACCAUGGACGAGGAUGAUGAUGAGCACUUUCAGUAUGGCUCUCCUCCUGGUGGUGGAAAAUGGGACGAGGAAAUAAUGCGGUCCAAUGACGAUUUCGAAUACCAGGAUAAUCAAGGGAUCAUUGAUGAAUGUAAGGAACUACUGGGGACAAAAGAUUUUAUUAUGGAGACAUCAGCUGGUUCUGUUGUUAAAAGAUUUUUAAAUGCUGGUGGUGUCCCGCAUGAGUUUGUCGACCUGCUUGCUGACAAUUACCACGGAUCAGCACAACAAGUGAAUCUACUAGCUGAUUGGUUGAUAGUAGCAGGAGCAUCAGUGGAAGAUGUUCAAGCCGCAGUAGAAAAUCAACUGAGGGAUUUGAUUGUGAAGAACUUCGAUCCUAAGAAAGCUGACUCCAUAUUUUCUGGAGCUGGCCAGCCUCCUGGUUGGAUUGAAGAAAUGAUCGUGCAUUCUCCAUGGCGAGCCAUGUUCUACACACUAGCAGACAAACAUCCAGACUGUUUGAUGUUGAAUUUCACGAUAAAGUUGAUUUCCGAUGCUGGUUUUCAAGGUGAAAUCGGUGCCAUGUCUUCAGCAUGUAAUCAAAUUGAAGUUUUUUCGAAAGUUGUCAAAACAGCUGUGUUCAAAUAUUUCUCACAAAACGCUGCAAGCAGAACGACCGUGUUAAGUGAUCUAGUUAAAGCUUGUUGCAACGGCAAACAUAUGUAUCUCUACGCACAGUGCAUGUUAACAGGCGUAAAAGAAGCAUUAGGUAACACGCUGCUAGGAGCGUGUAUUGGCAGGUUGUCUCAGGAGUUAAACAAAGCUGUGUUGGAGAGUGGUCGUGAUGUAUGGCAUUUAGUCCUCAUUAUUCUUGGGUGUAGUCAGUAUCCUCGUGUAUUCUCAUCCAUUGUUUCGCUGGUCGAAAGAAGAACUUUAAAUCCAGGAGAUGUUACUGUAUUGUAUAGAACGUACUCCUCCACGGAGCCUCCGUCGGUUGAAUUUCUACGAAUACCAGUUUUAUUAGAUUUGCUUACGUCAGCAUUAUUUACUCCUGAAGCAUCAAUUUCAGCUGAUCACAAACCGAAGUAUAUAUACCUGCUCGCUUAUGCUGUUUCUGUGUAUGAAACAUGGGAUGAGGAUAGAUGCGAGGCGGUUUACAAGGAAGAGUUAAAGCCAACCAUUCAAGCCAUCGAACGUGUUCACAAAAUUUGCUGUAAUGAUAUUGGGUCGAGUUCUUUGCAACUAACGGCUGAUGUUGGAGUCCUAUACCAAUGUGUGAGAUAUCCUGUUGUUGCCAUGGGUGUUUUAAAAUGGGUGGAGUAUUGUUUAUCCGAGAAAAACUACGCUAAAGUCAUCACAGAAACUGCGCCCUUGCAAAUUGUUCUUUUAGAUGAGAUUAGCAGUAGCCAUCCCUUGCAACACGAACUCGUUCUGAAUCUGCUCAAGUCUUUAUUUGAAAGAAAUUAUCCUGAAUUGGACACGUUAGUCGAGCUUGAAUUUAAGAAAACAGCUAUUGAUCGAAUGCUGCAUUUGAUGAGUCGAGGCUACAUUAUGCCAGUUGUGAUUUACGUCAAAAAUUGCAUGGAUGCGCAGACCACCGAUAUGUCGUUAUUGAGACACUUUCUCACUGAGGUACUUGAAAUGAUCGCUCCACCGUAUUCUUCAGAGUUCAUCGCAGCCAUGCUCCCUAUUGCGAAGAAUAAAGAGAUCACAGCGCCGCUCAAAGUGUCGGAUGGUGGCGAUGACGUCACGGAAUUUCUAGCGCAUUGUGAAAAUGGAUAAGUGAACCUUGUCAUGUUGGAUUGUAAAGUUACAAUGACGUAAUUUACCCGUAUUCGGAGAAGGACCGAAGCGAUUGAAAGACUUUCUCAAAAGGAUUGUAAAAGAAACGAGUAAAGAUUUUAUUUAUAACCAGUUAUGAUGCUUUUGAACAGAUUGUAAAUUAGUUUUUAAUGAUAUGCAUGAAAAAGAA